AUGUCUCUGUUCGGCACUUCGCCGGAGGACUCUCCACUGGCUAAUUCGGCCCAGAGGUCCAAGGCCUCCCUUUUCGCAGACGAGCCGCCGUAUGGCAGCAAUACGGGCAAUGCGAGCUCCUCCCUGUUCGCCGAUGACGACAGCUCCGGCUCACCCUGGAUGAGUAACACCAAUAAGAGAACGUCCAAGGAAGAGAUCGUGAAGACCCUGCUGCCAGAUUCCGAUGUCCCCGAGAGCUAUAUCGAUGCGUAUGAUCUAGUCCUUAGUGCGGGGGACCGCGUUGGAACCGGUGUCGGGUUGACGUCCGUUCGGGAAAUACUGUCGGGCAGUGGCCUGAGCGCCACCGAUCAAGCGAAGAUACUCAACCUUGUUAUCUCGGGCGAUAGUGACAGCUCCAAUGGUCUUGGCCGGGGAGAGUUCAGUGUCCUACUAGCGCUCGUGGGUCUUGCGCAGGAAGGCGAGGACCUUACGUUUGAUGCAGUGGACGAUCGACGCAAGAAGCUUCCUGUGCCGAAAAGCUCUUACCUCGACGCAUUGCGCGCCAAACAGGAAUCAUCGGCUACACCUGUCCAGUCACAAGACCGUCCCGCUACGCCUCCUCCUCCUCCUUCCUCCGCCGCCUUACGAGAACCGAGCUCGACUCAGUCGCGACGAUCUGCCCGAGGGUCGAUGGGUAGCUUAGAGGCGGAUCCGUGGGGUAGUCCCCAACUGCACCGUGGUCACAAUCAUGCCCAGACCGAAUCUGAGCACGCCGUUUUGAAUGGGUUUGGGAGCGUGCGAUCGGGAUUCAAUGCAUGGUCGAGUAGGGCCAGUGAGGGGGAUCAUACACACGGAGCGUCUGAUAACGGCCGUGCCAACGGCCAUGCCGAUGCUCCACCUAGCAAUACUGGAUUUGGAUGGGGCGAGAGCACGGGGAAUACAUCUGAAGGCAGUGGUGGUGGACUAGGAGGGCCUGUCCGAGCAGGGCUUGGAGGCUUUGGCUCCUCUGGAAGUGAUCAGGGCGAGCCCAAUCCCCGUCGGCGGUCGUUGGGGAUAGGCCGGGUCAGCAGCCCCCGUCUAGAAGAAGUCAUAACGAUAACGCUACUCCCGGAGAAGGAGGGCAUGUUCAUGUUUCAACAUCGCAAUUACGAGGUAAAGUCGGCGCGUAGGCAGAGCACGGUCGUGCGACGGUAUAGCGAUUUUGUCUGGCUCCUGGACUGCCUUCACAAACGAUACCCAUUCCGGCAGUUGCCUUUGCUUCCACCCAAGAGACUUUCAGUCAAUGGCACUCACCUUGCAGCGGAUUCCAAUUCCUUCCUUGAGAAGCGUCGCAGGGGACUCGUCAGAUUCACCAAUGCCCUUGUUCGUCACCCGGUUCUCAGCCAGGAGCAGCUGGUCAUUAUGUUCCUCACCGUCCCUACGGAACUUUCGGUGUGGCGUAAGCAAGCCACAAUAUCAGUACAAGAUGAGUUCACCGGCCGAGCCUUGCCUCCCGAUCUAGAGGACUCGUUACCAUCGGACCUCACGGACAUGUUCGAUACGGUUCGCAGUGGCGUCAAGAGGUCUGCGGAGGUAUACAUCAACCUAUGCACUUUACUCGAGCGUCUAGCCAAGCGCAAUGAGGGGCUUGCCGCGGAUCAUCUGCGAUUUUCGCUCGCCCUUCAGUCGCUUACUGAGAUGACGCGAGACACGUAUGCCUUUGACACCAACGACGUGCCGUUGCUCAAUGAAGGCAUUAAGGCCACCGCGAGGCACCUCUCAGCCAGUCAGAGCUUGCUAGAAGAUGAAGCACGAGCCUGGGAGGAAGGGAUGCUGGAAGACCUUAAGCGCCAACGGGACUGCCUGGUCAGCGUUCGCGAGAUGUUCGACCGGCGGGACCGUUAUGCACGCAACAACAUCCCUCAGUUAGAAAAGCGGAUUGAGAACAGCGAGAGAAAACUGCAAGAAUUACGGGCGCGGACCCAGCCGGUCAAGCCUGGGGAAAUUGAGAAGGUAGAGGAAUCAAUUGUCAAGGACAAGGAAUCGAUUGUGCAUCAGCACGCACGUGGGGUGUUCAUCAAGGAAUGCAUCCGCAACGAACUUAUGUAUUUCCAACAGAGCCAGUAUCACAUCAGCCGGCUCCAUCAGGACUGGAGCCAGGAGCGAGUGAAAUAUUCGGAGCUGCAGGCUGACAAUUGGCGGUCACUGAGCGAUCAAGUGGAGGGCAUGCCACUGGGUGAUUAG
Aspergillus luchuensis is the source of this 2202-nucleotide messenger RNA. RefSeq names its product sorting nexin Mvp1 (gene mvp1). Bases 1 to 2202 code for a protein of 733 amino acids. Gene Ontology annotation, cellular component: endosome. Lineage: Eukaryota; Fungi; Ascomycota; Eurotiomycetes; Eurotiales; Aspergillaceae. The transcript has 5 exons. The record is from RefSeq and is a predicted model, not a curated record. Gene Ontology annotation, molecular function: phosphatidylinositol-3-phosphate binding. Gene Ontology annotation, biological process: protein targeting to vacuole; retrograde transport, endosome to Golgi.